AACCAGCUAUGAAUAAAUACCCGCCUCUUUUAACGCAGGUCCACAUCCCUAGCUACUGACUCUGUCUCUGAUCUCUCCCUCGAUCUCUCUCUCUCUCUCUAUCUAUCUGUCUCUGCAUGCAUGGUUAGGGUUUUCCCGGUGCAGCAAUAUUCCUUAGGUACGGCAUGAAGGCCAUGAUCAUGGCCGGGGGUGAGACUCACACAUUUAGCCAUGUGAGCUCUAGACCAACUACUCCGAUGAUCUGCCGACGAACUCACAAGGCUCACCCUUUUAGCGUUUUUUAUGGAGCAAACCCUUUGGAUUACUCCUUCACCCUAGUGUUGUUAGAGAUCGUUUGUGUCAUCCUGAUCAGUCGUCUCGUUCGCUUUCUUCUCAAGCCUCUCAAACAGCCUAGGGUUGUUUCAGAUUUAAUCGGCGGUAUAAUCAUUGGACCCUCCGUUCUGGGACGCAACAAGAAGUUCGCCGCAUAUAUGUUCCCCGAAAAUUCCAUAUACGUGUUGGAAAAUGUCGGAUUGAUAGGUUUCAUGUAUUUCCUUUUUGUUUGCGGCGUGAAAAUGGAUCUCUCGCUAAUAAAGAAGGCAGGAAAAAAACAUAUGUUUAUUGCAUUGGUAGGAGUGACCGUUCCUACGCUAAUAGUUACAGCGGUUGCACUCAUUCUACGUAGUCAAAUGGAUAAAGAGCUUGCGUUGUUUUCUUCGAUUGGAGCAGUUUCUUCAUCUAUGGGUAUAAUAGCAUUUCCUUCCCUGUAUCCAACUCUUCAAGAGCUAAACCUCCUAAGCUCAGAGAUUGGACAGAUGGCAUUAUCCAUAUGCUUGAUAGGCGAUGCAAUUGGGGUUAAUGCCAUUCUAGCAUUUGAGGCAGCAAAACAAGGGGAAGGAGAAGCCAUAGAUGCGUUGUGGUAUUUGAUAUCUUUGGUGGUUUUGGUGACUUUCAUUGUAACUGGGGCUCGGAGAGUUUUCCUGUGGAUAAUUAGAAAAACUCCAGAAGGGAAACCUGUUGAUCAAGGUUAUGUGGUUGCGAUUCUGUUGGGGGUUUGCGUGAUGGCAUUUCUGACGGAUAUGUUGGGCAUUGCCAUUCUAAAUGGACCUAUGUGGCUGGGACUGGUAAUACCAGAUGGCCCUCCCCUGGGAGUCACGCUCGUGGAAAAGAGCGAAACAAUCAUAAUGGAUCUUCUUUUGCCAUUUGCAUUUGCAUUUCUAGGACUUUUCACGGAUGUUUCUGUAAUGUUUGCAGCUGGGUGGUCAAGCUUGGCCCCCUUAUUUUUCAUGGUUGUAGUUGGGUUUACGUCCAGACUGCUUGGGACGCUGUUGCCUUGUGUCUUCUUCGAUAUACCCAUCAGAGAUAGUCUCGCUCUCAGCUUCAUUCUGAGCUUAAGAGGCCACGUUGAGCUUGUGGUGUAUCUCCAUUGGAUGGACAAAUUGAUUAUAAAGCAGCCACAGUUCACAAUGCUGGUGCUAUUAAUGAUAAUGGUGACUGGCAUAUCUACACCUAUGGUCCGCAUCCUCUAUGAUCCGACAAAGCCGUACAUGGUCACUAAAAGGAGAACCAUUCAACACACUCCACAAGACAAGGGACUUGGCGUGGUACUUUGCAUACAUAACAAGGAAAGCGUGGCUGGUUUCAUCAAUCUUCUUGAGGUCUCCAAUCCAAGUUCUAGCCGCCCAUUCUCAAUCUUUGCACUCCACCUCAUUGAGCUUGUUGGCCGUGCUGCCCCCUUGUUUUUUGACCAUGAGCAUAAGAAAGUGCCUGCCAAAUAUGCAGCAUAUGACGCCAUCCACAAAGCCUUAACGUUCUAUCAGCAAAGUCGCAGUGAUUCCAUCAAGCUCCAUUCAUUCACAGCCGUGUCGCCAAAGCUAUCCAUGUACCAAGACAUUUGUAAACUUGCUCUUGAAAACAAAGCCGCUCUUAUCCUCUUGCCCUUCCACAAGGAACGCUGGGAAGAGUUUGGAGGGAUGGAGCUAGUGCGAGCAGGAGCAGUUCGGUCUGUAAACUUCAGUGUCUUAAACCACGCACCUUGUUCUGUUGCAAUUCUUGUGGACAAAGGUGGAUUUCGAAAGCCGUUUCCCACCCUUGCCUCCAAUCAUUCUCUCCACUUGGCUGUGGUAUUUUUGGGAGGAGCAGAUGCUCGGGAGGCCCUUGUUUAUGCAGAUAGGAUGGCCGAGAACAACAACGUGUCUCUCACUGCAGUAAGGUUCCUUGCCCACCGACCUGAAAAAUAUAAUGAGAUGGAAAAAAAGCUAGAUGAUGGACUAGUUACAUGGUUUUAUGUAAGAAAUGAGAAAAAUAAUAGGGUGAGUUACAGAGAGGUGGUGGUGACGAACGGUAAUGAAACAAUGGCCGCAAUUAAGGCCAUGGAUGUUGUUGAUUCCUUUGACCUUUGGAUAGUAGGAAGAAAAAAGGGCAUCGCUCCAGUCCUCAUCGAGGGAAUAGGAGAUUGGAGUGAGAAUCAUGAAUUGGGAGUGAUUGGGGACUUUCUUGCCUCGGCAGAUUUUGGUAGUUCUGCCUCUGUGCUUGUGGUACAACAGCAAAUUAUGAGAGGGAGCUAAUUAAUUAAGCAGGCUGGCCGCUGGGUACUUCACACCAGGGACAAGAUGCGUUUUAUGUUGCGGAAUUUUGCAUGUUGUGUUUCUUAGAUGCACUUGGCCUAGUGUUGCUUGUCAGGAUGCUGGUUUAUACAAAAUGCUGCUACUUAUAUAUAUGUUCUGCUAGCCUAUACCAAAGUACUGCUACUCCUCAACCUAUCAUGUCCAAAUUGGCUUCUUGCUUUUUAUAGCUGUUGAAUGACUGGCGCCAUUCUCUUGCACUGUUGGCAAUGCUAUGCAUUCUGUUGUAAAUUAACCCUCUGUUUAGUGAAUUCAUACACUGUAGCAUAUAUUGAGACUCUACCCAGAAAGCUUCCCUUUAUAUGCUGCUACACUUUGUACAGGAUUUACAUAAUGUUCCCUGAUAUGAUUAUUUCCCUCCCUCUCCAAUAUCCCUGGAGAGCAUAAUUGAACUCAAAUUGCAUUAAA
This is a messenger RNA of Juglans regia (Persian walnut), 3011 nucleotides long. Its product is annotated as cation/H(+) antiporter 24. The record is from RefSeq and is a predicted model, not a curated record. NCBI's taxonomy places the organism in Eukaryota, Viridiplantae, Streptophyta, Magnoliopsida, Fagales, Juglandaceae. Gene Ontology annotation, cellular component: membrane; endomembrane system. Gene Ontology annotation, molecular function: antiporter activity. Gene Ontology annotation, biological process: proton transmembrane transport; regulation of pH. The transcript has 3 exons. The coding region runs from base 165 to 2546 and encodes 793 amino acids.